AUAUUUUUUAAUCUUUUAUACAUACUGACAUUCAUACAUGUGUACAUACCUAAAAACAAACAUAAGUAAAAGGAAUAAAUUGUAAUAUACCUCGCAAAGUUCUAUCAGCCCAGAGGACUACGGAUCAGCGCCUACGUCAAAGUUUAUAACCGGUGUCAAUUCCUAAUUGCAAUUUAAACAUUCAAAAAUACAUAUGUAUGUACAUAUAUUCUAUAAUAAAAUAAAAUAAAAUGGAAACUAUUAAACAACGUUUAUAGUGUUGUGCUGCCACUCGCUAAAUUACCGUUAUUUUGGUAGUUUAAGUGUCACGACUCGAGAUCACUCUGUCAUCAUAUUAUUGAACAUAUAUUCAUAUUAGUUUUCGAUAGGAUCAGCGACUAGCAGUGUUUCAUCCGUAAAAAAAACUUCAUCAACACGCUUAAAAGGAAAAGACCACGCAAUGACGAGCAAAUCUAAGAAUCAACAGGAGAAGCACAAAAUGUCGGAAAUUGACGAAAAUAUAUCAAAACUAUUUGAUAUAAAAAAGCGCUUAGGAAAAGGCGCCUAUGGUAUCGUGUGGAAAGCAUUGGAUAAACGAACAAACGAAACGGUAGCAGUGAAGAAAAUUUUCGAUGCGUUCCGUGAUGAAACUGAUGCACAGCGAACGUUCCGCGAAAUUGUGUUUUUGAAAGCAUUCCGUAACCAUCCCAAUGUCAUAAGAUUGCUCACUGUAUAUAGGGCAUCAAACAAUUUAGACAUAUAUCUCAUUUUCGAAUAUAUGGAAAGUGAUUUACAUAAUAUCAUAAAGAAGGGCACAAUUCUGAAAGACAUACAUAAGAGAUAUGUUAUGUAUCAAUUAAUUAACGCCAUCAAGUAUAUACAUUCUGGGAACGUGAUACAUAGAGACCUGAAACCGAGCAACGUACUUAUAGAUAGCAAAUGCAGAUGUAAACUAGCAGAUUUCGGGCUGGCACGUUCAGUUUCGAGCCGACCAAUGCGGGAAAAUAGCGAUAUGGGCAGCAAUCACACAACCGAGCCCAUACUCACGGAUUAUGUUGCUACACGCUGGUAUCGGGCCCCGGAAAUUCUUGUCGCUAGUAAAAGAUAUACCAAAGGAAUCGAUAUGUGGAGCCUGGGUUGUAUACUUGGUGAAAUGAUUCGUGGAAAGCCAUUAUUUCAAGGCAGUAGUACCGUUAAUCAAAUAGAAAAGAUCGUCACAGCUUUGCCAGAAAUAACAGAUCACGACAUUAAAGCGGUAGGAGCCGGCUUUGGAUCCGUACUACUUAGCAAACAGAUUUCACGCGAGAGGAAAGCUUCACUCAAUGAAAUGAUGGCGGAUGCUCCAGAUGAUGCUUUGAAUAUGGUAAAAUCGUUGCUAGUCUUAGAUCCGCUAGCACGCCUUACAGCGAAAGAAGCUCUAGGACAUCCAUACGUAGAAAAAUUCCGAAAUUCUAUACCAGAAAUUGAAUUAAGCGUCGACAUAUUGCCACCAUUUCGAGAUGAUGUGCGUCUCAGUGUCCCUGAAUAUCGGUCAAAGCUCUAUGAAAUUGUUCAACAUAACAUCGAAAAGGCGGAUAAACGCCAAACAUCGUCAAACGCAAAAAGUUCCAGCACAAAUCAAAAAGAUUACAGGCAUACGACACCUUAUGAGAAGUCUGAAACUAGCAAGAAAAGCCAUAAGACUAAGCACAAUCGACAGAGUGCGGAGGAUAAGUAUAUAUCAAAUGAUAAAUACUUCAGUCGUCCUGAAAAGCACGAGAGCGAGACACAACCCUCUGUCAGUGUGCCAAGCAUAAAUGGCAAAUCAACAAAGAAGAUAGUUUCAGUUUCCCCUAAUUCCAAACGCAAACUCGGCAAAACACAAUCCAAAUACUUUCCACAACAGUCAACGGAUGCGGUAAAAAUUAAGAAUAUCCCAAAAGUUUACGAAAGCAACGAACCUCAUUUACCGCUAGAUGCAAUCGAUAAACGUCAUUCUAUAGACGCCGGUUAUGCCAGCCUUCCUGAUGGUGGAGUUCAUAAUUGUUGCGGUCAUUUGGAAGAUUUAGUGGGUAGACAAAAGUCAUCACCAAGUGGAGUUUUUAAAAAGGUGGACAGCACCCUACGGCAAUACAGAAGCAGUUCUUCUAUAAAUAAAGGCGAGCAAAUAAACAUACAACAGCAAGCGAGCACCGCCAAUCACUUGGUUCAGAUACCAAACCAAAGCAAAUCACGCAAUACUCGUAUGCCCUCCCACUCACAGCAGCAGCUAGGAUAUCGCCAAAAUAAUAAUUUUGCCUAUGCCGAUAAUGGUUUUGAGCAACCUUACGUUGAAGAUCAGCAAAAUCAAUACAACAAUGGUAGUACGCCAUUCUCUAACAAGGCUUCAUAUGUGCGGAACUCGAAGUCGGAUGCAACAAAUAGUGUCGUUGGUGGAUUCACUAUACCACCUGAACAUGCCGUGCGGAGUAAUGAACGAAUUUGUUACGAAAAACGACUAAAAAAAUUGGAAGAGGAAAUUGAAAAAUAUAAAAAAGAAGUGAAAUCAUUUUGUAAGGAAACCUUCACUUAUACACAAAGUCAAUCACCUCAAAAACACAGUAAAAUUCACACUCAGAAUCAGAAUCAAAGUCAGUGUCAGAAUCAGCAUAUCAACCAAAAUUACAACAGUCACUCAGCAAGCAAUCAAACACAGCAAUCUCGACCAAAUACCCAGCAACAAACAUAUAUGGGACGGAUGAAAACAGAUGGCAAAAACUACAAGAACCAGCAGCAACAUACACAGCAGAGUGCACUCAAUACGUCAAUAUCAACAACGAACAAUACCUCAAAACAGAAUUCCUAUUAUGAUCUUCUAGCCAAAGUGACACGCGAUUUUGGAAGUAAAAGUACUAUUAAUGCGGCCUAUUCCGGUAGUAGCCACAAUGGAGCUAGUGCUUCAGAUCAAACUGAGGGCAUUGAAUACCUUGUCGGAGAUCGAGCAACGAAAAUAUCGAAUAAUAAAGGACUAAUAGCAGGGCAAAAACACCAGUCCACGAACGGGCAGAUCAACAAGAACAACAAGAUCAUGUCGCAAUCGCAUCAGAAUCACCAACAACCCACCCAUAAUAUGCAGCGCCACGGUAGACCCAUGUCGAAAUUCAUAGCGCGUCCCCAAUUAGGCGGUCAUUUAGCAAAACAUACUAUUGCAAAUUGUCAAUGAUAUACAUAGAUAUUGAUUAUAUUAUUCUAAGCUAGAAUAACUGCCAUUUUACCUAAGUUAUCUUAAAUGCGCAUUUAAAUGUGUGUAUGCGUAUAUCCAUUCAAUAUGCGAAGAAAAUAUAUUUUUAUGCUUACAUAUUGUACAAUA
Molecule: messenger RNA, 3307 nt
Organism: Ceratitis capitata (Mediterranean fruit fly)
Lineage: Eukaryota; Metazoa; Arthropoda; Insecta; Diptera; Tephritidae
Gene: Erk7
Product: probable cyclin-dependent serine/threonine-protein kinase DDB_G0278487
Exons: 11
Coding region: 440-3160 (906 amino acids)
Biological process (GO): intracellular signal transduction; protein phosphorylation
Cellular component (GO): cytoplasm; nucleus
Molecular function (GO): ATP binding; MAP kinase activity
Source: RefSeq, a predicted model, not a curated record